AUGCCUCACCACCACCCCGGAACCUGGGCCAGCAAGAGCGACAUCGACCCCACCAACGUCCCUUGGGCAGUCACAACUCAUCUCCUCGCCAUCAACCACGAACAAUUGCUCCGCGUUACAAGACAUCCCUUCCUCGAGCGUGCCGCAAAGGGUACCCUGCCAAAGCCUCUGAUUGCGCAAUGGCUCGCAAACGACAGGCAGUACCUUCAAGGUUAUCUUGCUACUAUCAACCACACCCUCAACCUCAUCCGCAGUACGCACAAGUCAACGACUGCACAUGGUGAGGAGCCAGACAUUCCCACGCGAUUCAUUGCGUGGUUAGAAUCCGCUAUCAAGAAUGGAGAGAGGGAGCUGCGGUUCUUCCAAGAAGUCGCUGAGAUCUACAAGAUCGAUCUUCCGCCCUCACCACUCCAGGAGAGCGUCAAAUCCGAAGGUCUUCGCCGCUAUGAAGCACUGUUCGCUAGUGUUGCUUCCCAGCAACCAAACACAUUCAUGCCGUGGCUCGAAGGCGCCAUUUUACUAUGGUCGACCGAGAAGGUAUAUUACGAGGCCUGGUCCUGGGCCCGCCGACAAGAUGCUCAAUCUUCUCCUCGGAACUACGACAGCGACCAGGACGGCGGUGCGAUGCGCAGAGAGUUCAUUCCCAAUUGGUCAAAUCGCGAUUUCCUCAUGUUCGUUGAGCAGCUUGAGCGCAUUGUCAACGAGGGUGUAAGCGACGCUGUUGACCGAGAUGAUGCAAGAUGGGCAGAGGUCAAGAGCAGGAUUGAUCCUAUUUGGAGGGCCCUGUUAGAUGCUGAAGAGGAGUUCUGGCCAAAUGUACCCAGUGGAGCGGGCAGUCUGGUCGAGCCUGGUGUUAGGCGGGGUGUCGAUGGCAAGAUGGACGGCACCACGCUGCGCAGUACAGGAGAUGACGAGAUCUUGAACGAGAGACAGGGCGUCCGCAGUGGAGAUAUCACCACUUUGCACAGCAACGAGUACGGACAGGUAGUGAACUAG
This is a messenger RNA of Alternaria incomplexa, 996 nucleotides long. RefSeq lists its product as uncharacterized. NCBI's taxonomy places the organism in Eukaryota, Fungi, Ascomycota, Dothideomycetes, Pleosporales, Pleosporaceae. Bases 1 to 996 code for a protein of 331 amino acids. The transcript has a single exon. The record is from RefSeq and is a predicted model, not a curated record.